GGCAGUGGGGGUCCCAGUACCAAGCCCCCUAGGCUAGCCUGGGACUGGUUGCCUAGCGGGCAUAGAGGAGUUGUGCUUGUCCUACAGCACUGGGGUGUGGCGGUGAGGAAGAAAUCUCACAGACCCCUCCCUGUGCCUGGCAAGCGCCUGCUACUUCCCGGCCUACUCUCCGGUGUGGUACCCACAGCCUCGGUGCCGGCGCUUGCCGUUUCUUAUCUGGUUCUGCUGAGCUUCGAGCCCGGACGGUGGGCGGCGCGGGCCUUGUAGGGAGAGAAGGCUGGAUCUUCUAAAAAACUCAUCUCGGGUGUUCUGCCCUACAUUAUGGGACUGGCGGGUAGCUUUCAACCGCGGAGUGGGGAAGCCUUAUUACGCUGGGAGUCAAUGCGCGAGAGUGGGUUGAAGACUUCCUGCUAUCUCAGUCAGCUUUGGGAGGGUGCUGCGGUGAUCACCGCCUGUCGUUAUUGUCUCUCCGGUUUUUCAUGGACUAGGUAGAGGUGGGAGAAGGGGAUCAGAUAUUGUGUUCGGACUGAUACUCGGAGAAGCUUUUCCAUCUAAACCCAAAGCAUGCCCCACGUUUCGGCUCUGAUCCUUAUUCAUUGUUUGGGGACGUUUACAAAGAAGAGCUUAAAGUGAAGAUACCCACAUCCCUUUCUUCAAACAAUGAGUUACAAGGCACUAAUAGUUCUGGAUCAUUGGGUGGUCUUGAUGUUCGAAGAAGAAUUCCUAUAAAGCUCAUCUCUAAACAAGGGAACAAAGCCAAAGCUGCACCGCGCACUCAGAGGACUAUAAACAGAAUGCCUGCAAAGGCUCCACCUGGUGAUGAAGAAGGAUUUGAUUAUAAUGAAGAAGAACGGUAUGACUGUAAGGGGGGUGAACUGUUUGGAAGUCAGCGAAGAUUUCCUGGACACCUUUUUUGGGACUUUCAGAUAAAUAUCCUUGGUGAAAAGGAUGAUACACCAGUUCAUUUCUGUGACAAAUGCGGAUUGCCUAUUAAGAUUUACGGGCGAAUGAUUCCAUGCAAGCACGUGUUUUGCUAUGACUGUGCUAUUUUACAUGAAAAAAAGGGAGACAAGAUGUGUCCAGGCUGUAGUGAUCCUGUGCAGCGAAUUGAGCAGUGUACACGGGGUUCUCUCUUCAUGUGUAGCAUUGUUCAAGGGUGCAAGAGAACAUAUUUGUCUCAGAGAGACUUACAGGCUCACAUCAACCACCGCCAUAUGAGAGCUGGAAAACCUGUUACCCGUGCUUCACUUGAAAAUGUUCAUCCUCCUAUUGCCCCACCACCAACUGAAAUCCCUGAUCGUUUUAUAAUGCCGCCAGACAAGCACCAUAUGAGCCAUAUUCCGCCAAAGCAGCACAUCAUGAUGCCACCACCUCCUUUGCAACAUGUGUCACAUGAGCACUAUAAUCAGCCACAUGAGGAUAUUCGUGCUCCUCCAGCAGAAUUGCCCAUGGCUCCACCUCCACCUCGAUCGGUCAGUCAGGAAACCUUUCGUAUUUCAACAAGAAAACACAGCAAUUUAAUAACUGUCCCUAUUCAGGAUGACUCAAAUUCAGGUGCUAGAGAACCACCACCUCCUGCCCCAGCACCUGCUCACCAUCAUCCUGAAUAUCAGGGUCAACCAGUGGUAUCGCACCCUCAUCAUAUUAUGCCUCCACAGCAACAUUAUGCACCACCCCCUCCUCCACCACCACCAAUAAGCCAUCCAAUGCCACAUCCUCCCCAGGCUGCAGGUACUCCUCACUUGGUUUAUAGCCAAGCUCCACCUCCACCAAUGACCUCUGCUCCACCACCAAUAACCCCACCCCCUGGACAUAUUAUUGCCCAGAUGCCACCUUAUAUGAAUCAUCCUCCUCCAGGACCUCCACCACCUCAACAUGGUGGUCCACCUGUAACUGCACCCCCUCCUCACCAUUAUAAUCCUAACUCUUUACCCCAGUUCACUGAAGAUCAAGGAACUCUGAGCCCUCCAUUUACACAACCAGGGGGAAUGAGUCCUGGUAUAUGGCCUGCACCAAGAGGGCCACCGCCUCCUCCACGAAUGCAGGGUCCGCCUUCUCAGACCCCACUUCCUGGACCACAUCAUCCCGAUCAGACAAGAUAUAGACCAUAUUACCAAUGAUAAUAGUAUUUUCAACUGAAGACGUGGGAAAAAUUAUGUAUAGUUCAUCUUUUAAUUAAGCGCUGACUGUUUUGGGAAGGAAAAACACCUCUUAUUGAGGUGGCUCUAAAACACUUAGGGUCUUGUCUCUUAAAAUGUUUUAAAUCUCCACUUUAGGAUUGAUUUCAAGUGCUAUACUGUAGUGCAGAUAAGUGGCUCAGGAGAGCACAGCUAUAUUUUAACAACUUUGUUCCCCUAGUGUGGUAAAUUGAGGUGAUCAUUUGUAAAAAAUUAGAAAAAAAUUUUUAUUGUUCCAUUUUCAAGAACACUGCUUUUGUUAAACCCAGUUUCAUUUUUCUUGUGAUACAUUUUGUUAACCUGUGUAAAAGGAUUAAAUUUCAAUAUGGUUGUAAAAAUGCUAUUUUUAUGUGAAUUUAAGUGCAGCCACAUACUGUUUUUUAAAACCAUAUGUUUUACCACUAAUUUCCCGAAGUUACAAUAAAAUCCUAAAAGUAAAAAUCUACUAGAAUUUACUGUAAGGCAGACUGUUAAAUGGUAGAAAAUUUACACAUUUUAGGCACUGAAAUUUUGAGGUAUAAAGUAUAUAAUGCACUUCACUUGGAUGCCUUUUCAUUUGUAGGCAGCCUCAGGAGCACCAAAAAUACAAUGAAAUUCCAGUACUGAGAUAUAUUUACGUUUGUAAUAUAUAAGGCAUUACUAAUUAUUUGGGAAGAUAAGGCCAAAAAUAAUAGGCUCUACAGACUUCAGGUUCUUGAGGGAUGCUGUUACUCAUUAAUGCUUUUUAAUGAAUGGUUGGAAUCACGUGAUUCACCACACUUAGUAAUCUUAGUAACGUUUCAUAGAACUGUUUAAAUGGUGUUCUUUAGAUAAAGUGAGUUCUAUUCUGCUCAUUGUCUUAAACUAAAUAUUUAGAGCUUAAUAGGCUUUAUGUAUUCCUCAUUUCAUGACAGUUUGAUCCUGUGCUUAAGUGGGGUCUUGUUUGUUGGGUGUUAAGUUACAAUUUGAAUGCCAUGGAGGAAUCUGAAUACUGUAUUAAUGAAGGACAUUCUUGUAGUCACAAACUUGCAUUGCUCAGGUUUCAUUACUGUGUGAUAAGGGUUCUUUAACUUGAAAUUUUAAAACUAUUAAUGAUUUCCUUUUUCUUUUGUUGGUUAAGCAGUCUAAAACUUGGGAUAUUUUAACAUGGAGUCAGCAGUGAAGAUUACCAGAUGAUUUUGUAUUGGAGAAGAGAAAAGUAAUGACUAAAUUGUGAAUUUCAGUGCUUUAUAAGGUGCCUUUAGAGUCAGCUUUUGCAUUAUAGGGGCUUGUUAUAGUCCACCUAAGAUGACCACUCAGUUUCUACAGGAUUCAUGUACAAUUCAUUAUUCAUAGGAUGUUACUAUAUAUCCUCUGAAUAAACCCCUGUGAAGUAUUUCCUCCCCCCUAAAAUGGUGCAUAAUAUAAACAUGAAAUGUGUAGUAUGCAGAUAUCCUUUCUUGAAUAGUUUGUAGUGUAUAAAUUUAGAACAUUUCUUUUUGACAAAGGGUGAACUGAUUGCUAAUUUACCAUUUAAUUAUGUCAGGUACAGGCAAAACAGUUUCUCAUCUUGAAUAAUCGGAUGCAAAGUCAUCUAUGAACCUAGAGCUGAAGUUAGAAAUAAUAUAAAUGGCCAUUUCAACCUUGACCAGUCAAAAAUAACUAAUACACUUUUAAAAAUGAUUUUUCACAGCUAUCAAUUUGAGAGUCCAGUGUUAAUGUAAUAUUUCCGGUAAGAAAUUUUUGUUAUUAGAAGCAUGAAAGUGAAAUAGUGUGAAAAGUUGGUGGUGAGUGCUUCUAUCAUACAUAUUACUGUAGGUACUCAGACUGGUGCAAACUUGAUUCCCUUUCAUGCAAAUAUAUAGGAACUGUUACAAAGUGGUAUUGGAAAUCCAAUACCAUACUUUGUUUCAUGUAAUAAGAGAAUAGCCAAAUUCAUUUUAGAGCUCAACUAUUUAUGAAGAACUCUCCUGUUUUUAUUGAAAUUUGCUUGAGUUGAAUGUGGUUAUGAAACCACUUAGCCUAUGUAUUGGACAUAACAACUAGUAUCAUGAUAAAAUUCCACGUAUUAAGAGAAUUCUUGUAGGCUUUUAAAAAAAAGAUUUAUUUUCAGUUAGGUUUAAGAAAUACAAGUUAUGCAAGGAGGCAAAUCAGAUGAAUGUGUUGUAGCAGACACAAUUUUUAAAUGUGUUAGACUUGAAUUCAUCCAGUUAUUUGAACGAGGGUGGGUGGGUAUAAGGAUAACAAAAUUACUGUUAGUGUUUCUUUUUUUGAAGAAAAAAGAUGUGAAUUCCAGCCGUAUUUCAGGGAAGCCUUUGAAACUAUAAUGGACACAGUCUAAAUUAAAUGUAUGUAUGUUUCAUUAUAUUGCUCUUAAGACUACUGAGGUGGCAGUUUAAUUCUUAAAAACAAUAAAAUGGAAGCAUAAAUACUAUUUUGCCUACAUGAGUUUUUACCUAAUGAUGACAUGUUUGGGAGAAUGCAGAAUUUUCCAUGUUUCUGUUGAUAGAACUUUUACAGUACAAUUAGACUCACUUCUGGAGAUUAAAUGAGCAAGUUGAAUGUUAAAUUUCUUCAGUGGCAUGUUUGUUCAAAGUGUUAUAUAGUAUUUGGAGAAAUAGUUGCAAAGAUCAUAUAUCCAUUUUGCCCUUUGAAAACCACUGGCUCGAUUAUUUUGUAAAUGCUAACUAGAUACCACUGAACAUUAAAUGGAGAAAAUACUUGAACAUAUUUUUAAACUCACAUAAUGAACUUGCUGUGUGAAGUCUGCAGAGAUGCUCUAGGCUUUGUUCUAACAUACUGGAAAAGUACCUUUCAUACACCUUUUUGGAAAAGCCCUGUAGCCCUAUCUAAAAAAAAAAUUGUGAAAAGUCCUAUCAGUACAUGGAAAAAAACUCACAAAUAUCUAAAACAAAUACUUUUCUAGUUAACAGAUUAGUCAUCAAAUUGGUAUAUUUAUGUUAAUUGAAGCUUAACAACCAUAUUUAUACAUUUUCUGAAGUGAAUAUUUUUCACUGAAACUAAUUUUUUAAAUUGUGGCCUUGAAAACAAGCAGAAUUAUUGCAAUUUAUGCACAAUCUAAUAAAGCAAUAGUGGAUAUCUUAGACUUGAGAAGGCAGCAAGCCAGUUAAAAUAGUAGUAGUGAUACUAAUAAAAACAUUGGGAUUUUCAAACAUUUUUGUUUUGAUUCAUGCCCCUUCAAUUUCCCAUCAUUGAGGGAAAAGGUGUUAUAGUAGAAUUCUUUUUUAUUAAAGAUGCUUUUUAUUAAUUUUGAGACAGGAAGGAAGGGAGAAAAAGAGGGAGAGAAACAUUAAUGUGUGGUUCCCUCUCAAGUGCCCUGCAACGUAGGCAUGUUCCCUGACCAGGAAUGAAAUCAGUCUAACCCUUUGGUUUGCAGGCCAGCACUCAAUCCACUGAGCUACACCGAUCAGGGCUUAAACGAACAUUUCAGUGUUAAAGUUUCAUUGUCCCAUCUCCCUAUCUUUAAGAAUUUUUAGGCAUUGCAGAAUCAAAAAAGAUUGAAAUGAACAAUGAUAGAUCUUGGGUUUAGCUCUCACACUUGGACAGGAUCAUGUCAUUUAAAAAAUCCAGCAUUUUGAAAUGUUAAUUUAUUACCUCAGAGUAUUCCAUUUUUAUUUUAGUAGUAAGCAGUUUCAUACUGUAUUUAAACCCAUUUCUUAAUCUACCUUUAGAAUUGUCCUCCCUUUGCCUUUCUUCAGAUUGAAAAAGCCUACUCCCUUUUCUUGUCGCUUGCUUCUUUUCAAAACCUCUUACUUUUGUUUUUAAAUCUGCACUCAUUUUAAUGACAUGAGUGAUACAUCUUUUAGGGAAAAAUGUAGUAUUGCAAAUAAAGCUGAAGUUCCCCUUGACCACUGAUGCAAUGAACAUUAUCUUUCCAGAGGUAACUAACUACUGCUACAAUUUUGUUGUGUAUAUCUAAUAAUUGUAGUUACAAAGCUGAUAUCUAAAUAGGCUCCAUGCUCUGGUUAAGCAUCCUAAUCCAUGAUAAAUGUAAUUUCAUGAUCUAUACUCAAUAAAUAUAUGCUGAGCACCUGCUGUUUGGGAUAUAAAAA
Molecule: messenger RNA, 6208 nt
Organism: Phyllostomus hastatus (greater spear-nosed bat)
Lineage: Eukaryota; Metazoa; Chordata; Mammalia; Chiroptera; Phyllostomidae
Gene: CBLL1
Product: Cbl proto-oncogene like 1
Exons: 6
Coding region: 795-2120 (441 amino acids)
Biological process (GO): protein ubiquitination; regulation of cell adhesion
Molecular function (GO): ubiquitin protein ligase activity
Source: RefSeq, a predicted model, not a curated record